Aquila chrysaetos chrysaetos is the source of this 5468-nucleotide messenger RNA. It is a transcript of the gene ZHX1, whose product is annotated as zinc fingers and homeoboxes 1. Gene Ontology annotation, biological process: regulation of transcription by RNA polymerase II. NCBI's taxonomy places the organism in Eukaryota, Metazoa, Chordata, Aves, Accipitriformes, Accipitridae. The record is from RefSeq and is a predicted model, not a curated record. Gene Ontology annotation, cellular component: nucleus. The transcript is spliced from 5 exons. Gene Ontology annotation, molecular function: DNA binding; DNA-binding transcription factor activity, RNA polymerase II-specific. The coding region runs from base 871 to 3495 and encodes 874 amino acids.
CGGGGCGGCGGCGGAGCGGCUCCGCCCCCGCUCCCUGCCAGGGAGGCUGAGGCACCGGCCGCCGCUGCCCGGCCUCCCCGCGCACCCGCCCCGGGGCAGCGAGGCGCCGGGAGGAUGCGAGUGGGCGCUGCGGGCGGCGGCGAGGCGAGGGCCCGGGCGGCCGGCGGCGUUGGGAGUUCCCGGCUCACCCGCCGCCCCCCCGCCCCAAAAGAAGUGCAGUAGUUUGUGAAACGCAAGAUGGCGGCGCGGCCGUGAGCGAAGGCGGCAGGCGGGCAGGCAGGCAGGCAGGCAGGCGGGCGGCGCGGGCGCGGGCUGAGGGGGCGAGGCGGAGCGGCGCCGUCAGAUCAGGAUGUGCAGCACUGGAGAUCAACACCGACUUCAAUAAACCAUGUAAUGGAGGCAGUUCUGGAUCUCUGAAAGGGCUCAGAGUAUCUGCAAUAGUGAACGUUAUCUGUAAUUGGCCUACUGGAACAGGAUGUUGCAAACCUUACUGAAGUCAAGAUACAUAGCAAGGUCCCGCAUGCUGUUCUUGUGAGCAGUACAGGAGAGGUGUUUCAGAGGAACUGAAGUACAAGGGUGAUGCAUAAUUGGUUUGAUAAACUACUUGAGUGUGAGUUUUUGUAAUCUCCUGGUAAACAGAGAGAACGUGUCAGGUGGUGGAUGUGGACUUUAAAACAGUGUGUCUCAACAUUUCAUCCUCAACUAUCUAUUUUUAAUCUGAUUGCACUACAAAAGAAAAGCUGCUAAUGGGAUAAAUGUUGAGACUUUACAAGAACUGACUUGAAGUACCGAAAGCCAUUAUUACUAAUCAAGAAGAGCUUGAAGCUAAGUCUGUAUCUGACCAGUCAGUAUCAUUUUCACAUAACAGGCAUGGCAAGUAAACGAAAAUCAACAACACCGUGCAUGGUCUUAGCCAACGAGCAGGAUCCGGAUCUAGAAAUGGUAUCAGACUUGGAGGAAGGACCACCUAUACUCACGCCAGCAGAUAAUCCUACAGCAGAGAGCGUAACAAGUGAUGAGGAUGUUCAUGAGUAUGUGGAUUCAGACAAUCAGAAAAAUACAAGUAAAGUAGAAGGUGGUUAUGAGUGUAAAUACUGUACUUUUCAAACUCCAGAUCUCAAUAUGUUUACUUUUCAUGUAGAUUCAGAACAUCCCAAUGUAGUAUUAAAUUCAUCCUAUGUUUGUGUAGAAUGCAAUUUUCUUACCAAAAGAUACGAUGCGCUCUCAGAACAUAAUUUGAAGUACCACCCUGGAGAGGAGAAUUUUAAAUUGACCAUGGUGAAACGUAAUAAUCAGACAAUCUUUGAACAAACAGUAAAUGAUCUCACUUUUGAUGGGAGUUUUGUUAGAGAAGAAAAUGCUGAACAGGCCGACUCCUCUGAGGUCUCCUCAUCGGGGAUCUCAAUUAGCAAAACUCCUAUUAUGAAAAUGAUGAAAAACAAAACCGAGAGUAAACGUAUCGCUGUUUUCCACAAUGUAGUUGAUGACAUUCCUGGUGAAGAAAAGGGAACUGAAAAUGAGCCAAACUCUGAAGAAGUAGUAGAAAACCCACCACCAGCAGUUUCUGAGUCAAAAGCAAGCCAUUCAGUUGUUUGCAGUGCAGCAGAUGUGGCUAGUGCAGUAGUGACUCCAGCACCAGUUCUUCAGCCUGGAGUGGCACAGGUUAUAACAGCUGUUACAGCUCCACAGAACUCAAACCUGAUUCCAAAAGUCCUAAUACCUGUAAAUAGCAUUCCAGCCUAUAACACUGCUUUGGAUAACAAUCCUCUUUUGCUUAACACCUACAACAAAUUCCCAUAUCCAACCAUGUCGGAAAUCACUGUUCUUUCCACUCAAGCUAAGUACACAGAGGAACAGAUUAAAAUAUGGUUUUCUGCGCAGCGUCUGAAACACGGUGUGAGUUGGACGCCGGAGGAAGUGGAGGAAGCAAGGAGGAAACAAUUUAAUGGCACAGUGCAUACUGUGCCACAGACAAUUACUGUUAUUCCAGCACACAUUUCCGCCGCUAGCAAUGGUUUACCUUCAAUUUUACAGACAUGCCAAAUAGUUGGUCAACCAGGGCUUGUUCUCACUCAAGUUGCAGGUGCAAAUACGUUACCAGUAACAGCCCCAAUAGCUUUGACUGUAGCGGGAGUCCCAAACCAAACACAGUUACAGAAGAGUCAGAUUCACACUGCUCAGCCUAUUGCAGAAACCAAACAAGUAGCUGCUGUUCCAGCCCCUCAGCCUAUCAAAAAUGAAUCCACGCUGAUGAAUCCUGACUCCUUCGGCAUCCGAGCAAAAAAAACUAAGGAACAGCUGGCAGAAUUGAAAGUCAGCUACCUUAAAAAUCAGUUUCCUCAAGAUUCAGAAAUUGUUAGACUUAUGAAAAUAACAGGCCUGACUAAAGGAGAGAUCAAAAAAUGGUUCAGCGAUACACGCUACAAUCAGAGAAACUCAAAGAAUAAUCAUGGGAUUCAUCUCAACAGUGAUUCGUGUGCCACCAUUGUUAUUGAUUCAAGCGAUGAAAUGAAUGAGUCUCCAACGGGAGUCACUCCACAGAGCAAGUCAUCGUGGAGCGCUUUUCCUGAUUUCACCCCGCAGAAAUUCAAAGAGAAGACUGCUGAACAGCUGCAAGUCCUCCAAGCAAGUUUUCUUAAUAACCCUGUCCUUACUGAUGAAGAGAUGAAUAGGUUAAGAGCCCAAACCAAACUGACCAGGAGAGAGAUUGAUGCCUGGUUUACAGAAAGAAGAAAAUCAAAUGUCUCAAAGGAAGAGAGAGCUGACUUGAAUGAGAGCAAUGUUGGCAGCUCAAAAGAAGAGGCUGGAGAAACAUCUGUGGGAGAUGGAGCAGCAGGAGCAAAAUCAGGGUGUUCUACUUCAAGCAAAAUAGGCAAAAAAUCACCAGAGCAGUUGCACAUGCUUAAAAGUUCCUUUGUCCGUACUCAGUGGCCAUCUCCACAAGAAUACAACAAGCUAGCAGAAGAAACUGGGCUCCCAAGAUCAGAAAUUGUGAGCUGGUUUGGAGAUACUCGCUAUGCCUGGAAAAAUGGUGGAUUGAAAUGGUAUUAUUAUUACCAGAGCGCCAAUGCAAACAGUCUGAACGGCCAAGGCUUUGCAAGAAAGAGAGGGAGAGGAAGACCAAAAGGGAGGGGGAGAGGGAGGCCUCGGGGGAGGCCUCGGGGAAGCAAGAGGUUAAAUUGCUGGGACAGAGGUGUGUCUGUCAUAAAAUUCAAAACUGGAACAGCAAUCCUGAAGGACUACUAUAUGAAGCACAAAUUCCUUAAUGAGCAAGACCUCGAUGAACUAGUAGCCAAAUCUCACAUGGGAUAUGAGCAGGUCAGAGAGUGGUUUGCAGAAAGGCAAAGAAGAUUAGAACUUGGAAUAGAGCUGUUUGAUGAGAAUGAGGAGGAAGACGAAAUGCUGGAAGAUCAGGAAGAUGAGGAAGAAACGGAUGAUAGUGAUACUUGGGAACCCCCCCGACAUGUUAAGCGUAAACUUUCAAAAUCAGAUUGACGUGCAAUUUGGGAUUUGGGGGCCAAAAACCUAUUAAUUAGGUUUGAUGUUAUGGUGAAGAGCCAAGUGAUUUUUUGUGGCCUUCAGUUUAGCAAGCACCUGCUUAGAUCUUCCUUCCACCUAAAAGAACAUGGGCAAGGUGCUACCUGUGCAGGCAACAACUAUUUGCUUCCUUGCUACAAGAGAUGGACAUCCUCAGGCCUAGCCUAGGACAUGGGGUUAUAAAUCAGAUCCAGUUCGGCUCCUCCUCUUCCACAUGACCGAUGGGAAGGUUCAUGUUCAUCAUUCACAUGACUGCUUCUCAAUAUUUAAUUGCCUUAUGUUGUUUAAUUCCAAAAAAACCAGACACAUUUUUCUGUUGAUGUAGGAGAACAUUGCCUGCUCAUGAAGGAGGAAAAUACAAAAACCUCUUUUUGCAAACAUCGCUUCACCUGAAAGGUUUCAAGGCCUGGGUUUAUUUCUUAAGGAAAGAGUUGAAAACAAAAGAGAAGGGGAAAAGUGUGACAAAGGAAUCAAUGAACCUAGGGAUACCUAUCAUGAAACUUUCCCUAAAGAAUCUGCUAGAAUGACAGAAGAUUCAAGUCUUCAUCUGUGAUACGAAACAAUCAACCACAAGAGCUCCAUUGUGAUUUCGAAAUCUUCCCCCCGCCUCCAGUUCCAGCUUACAAAAGUGUUUCCAAUUUCGCAUAGUUGGCUAUCUGCAUGUAUGCUUACAGUCUGUACAGAAAUGCACUAAAAUGAGUUGCCCUACCAGGGAAGGCUUUAUGUUGUAUAGAAAAUGUGGCACUAGGUACUGCUCUUCAUGUGCACAGGAGAGUUAACAGGUGUCGAUCUCGUUUACAGAAAUGAUGGCGCUUUGCAAUUUUCUAUAAUAUAUUGCAAUAUAUUUAAGUGUCCUGUUUGACAUGUGAAAUGAAAUUAAGUUAAUGCAUUGUUAUGUAUUUGAAGUAUGAGGAAGACGAUUCACUAACGACCAGCAAGGUUUUUAGAAGGUGUCCAAUAUGUAGCUGUCUGUGUGAUCUGUCUGGUGUAUGUGAUGUUAAAGGAAGCAACAGUACCGUCACUGUUUAGAAUGAAGAGUUUCUUUUGAAUGAUGCAAUAGCUUACAGUGUCUUUCCUUUGUAGCUGCCCAAUGUGGUGAAGGGGAAGCAAUUCUUGAAAAAGUUCAAGAUAACUGGUUAACUGUGAAUGGGCCUAAUCUUUCGUGAAACCAAGAAAAUUUUUGGACACACACAGGACUUGAAUACUCAAAAGGAUUGGAACUUAGUGUUGUGCCAAAGUUAAACUACUGCAGUUGGCAGAAGUUCUGCACUGUAAAUAGAAGACUGAUUAAAAGACAGCUUGUAAAAAAAAAAAAAAAAAAAAAAUCAAAUUUUAAUACAGUACAUUUUUAUUCUGAUACAUGAUGGAAACAUUCUGUUUUAGACCUUUUUUGAAGGGGCUUCAGUGACCACUAGAUUUUGUCCUCUUAUAUUUUGUUUGGCCUAAUACUAUAUGUUCUAGUAAGAUGGGCUUUAUUGCCUGUGUUCUUUGAUAUGUGAUUAAGCUUAUAGCUUUGAGUGACCAAACAUUUUACAGAGUAAAAGUUCUUAGAAACAGUAUAACAUAACUGAUAUUUCUGUGUCUUAUUUAUCAGGCUCUGCACAAACUUGGAAAGUUGUGCUGGACUUGUACAACUCAUGUAUGGGAACGCAGCAUACUUCUGGAUAUUACAAACCUAAGCCUUUGUGGCAGUAUGGAUCUUGUCUUUGGAUUUAUUUUUGUUAUUUUUUUGAGGCAAAGAGACGAACGGAUGCUGCUGUAAAAUAUUUGUAAUAUUGCCAUUAUUGCUUUCUGUAGCAAUUAUUGCUUUUGCUUCAACAGAUAAAGAAAAUAAAUCAGAGAUAGAAAAAUCCUAAAAGGCGCUGGUAGAAGAAAGGAUCAUGUGGGAACUUCUGAAAAUAAACUUUGUACCAAAAAUUUGAAAACAGAAA